Molecule: messenger RNA, 145 nt
Organism: Funneliformis geosporum
Lineage: Eukaryota; Fungi; Glomeromycota; Glomeromycetes; Glomerales; Glomeraceae
Source: the annotation of a GenBank genome assembly
AUGAAAUCAGAAAGAUCUAAUAGUAUAGCUCUGCAGAGCCCAUUGACCAAUAAAGAAGAUUUUUUUGAGUCUGAUUAUAGGAGUAUCACUAAUCAUGAGAAUCAAAUUACUGCACUAACCAAUUCUCAAGCCGAAUCUGUCACCU